Brassicogethes aeneus is the source of this 2433-nucleotide messenger RNA. Lineage: Eukaryota; Metazoa; Arthropoda; Insecta; Coleoptera; Nitidulidae. The record is from the annotation of a GenBank genome assembly.
GUAAAAUUUAACAUUACUUUAUAACAUUUUAAUUUGUUUUCGGGUUGUUUUCCUAUAGAUGUCAUGUUUUAGAAAAAUGUUAGGUUAGUUCUUUUGAAAUCCGCCCGCUUUUCCAAAAUUGACAGUUCUGUAAAAGUCACUAAGUUCUUUUCGAUUGUCCAUUGGCGGUGGGCACACGUGAAUUAGUGAAUAUUUAAGCCGCUUUUAUUUAUUAUAGCUAUUUUGGAUAAAACAUAACUCAAAAUGCCUUCUGACGCCAAAAAACGUGAACAACAAAAGAAAAAGGACGCAGCAAAAAACCGCGGAGGAGCCAAGAAACCAGUGGAGAAAAAGGACGAACCCUCAGGAACUAACGGGGUUACUAACGGAACUACUAACGGAAAAGUUGAAAAAGAAAUCAGUGCAGAAGAGGCACUAUGCGCGAAACUGGAAGCAGACGCGAGGCUGAACGCCGAAGCGAGAGCUUGCACCGGCUCCCUGGCCGUCCAUCCGAAAUCUCGCGACGUGAAAAUCGCCAACUUCUCCAUCACCUUCCACGGCGCGGAGAUGCUGCAAGACGCCACGUUGGAACUGAACUGCGGCCGAAGGUACGGCCUGCUGGGCCUGAACGGCAGCGGAAAGUCCACCAUCCUGGCCGUGCUGGGCAACAGGGAGGUCCCCAUCCCGGAGCACAUCGACAUCUUCUACCUGAGCAGGGAGAUGCCCGCGUCGGACAAGUCGGCGCUGCAGUGCGUCAUGGAGGUGGACGAGGAGAGAGUGAGGUUGGAAAAGAUGGCCGAGAAGCUGGUGGCCAGCGAGGACGACGAGUCCCAGGAGCAGCUGAUGGACAUCUAUGAGCGUCUCGACGAAAUUUCCGCCGACACGGCCGAGGCCAGGGCCGCCAACAUACUGAACGGUUUGGGCUUCACGCCCGAGAUGCAGCUGAAGAAAACCAAGGACUUCAGUGGAGGUUGGAGGAUGAGAAUCGCCCUGGCCAGGGCGUUGUACGUCAAGCCCCACUUGUUGUUGCUCGACGAGCCCACCAACCAUCUCGAUCUGGAUGCUUGCGUAUGGUUGGAAGAAGAACUCAAAAACUACAAGAGAAUUUUGGUGCUCAUUUCUCACUCUCAAGAUUUCCUAAACGGCGUCUGCACAAACAUUGUCCAUAUUAACAAAAAACGGCUUAAAUAUUAUACUGGUAAUUACGAUGCUUUUAUCAAAACACGCUCGGAACUCCAAGAAAAUCAAAUGAAGCAAUACAAUUGGGAACAGGAUCAGAUCAAUAACAUGAAGAACUACAUCGCCCGGUUCGGUCACGGUUCUGCCAAACUGGCCCGCCAAGCGCAAUCGAAGGAGAAAACGCUGGCGAAAAUGGUGGCGCAAGGGCUCACGGAAAAGGUCACCAGCGACAAGAUCGUCACCUUUUACUUUCCCAGCUGCGGCACGAUCCCUCCGCCCGUGAUCAUGGUGCAAAACGUCAGCUUCCGCUACAACGAUGACACGCCCUACAUCUACAAGAACUUGGAGUUCGGUAUCGAUCUGGACACGAGGUUGGCCCUGGUGGGGCCCAACGGAGCCGGAAAGAGUACCCUGCUGAAGCUGCUCUACGGAGAUCUGAACCCCACUGAAGGAAUGAUCCGCAAAAACUCUCACUUGCGUAUCGCCAGAUACCACCAACAUUUGCACGAACUUUUGGACCUCGAUCUGUCUCCUCUGGAAUACAUGAUGAAAGAGUUCCCCGCUGUCAAGGAAAGGGAGGAAAUGAGAAAAAUCAUCGGAAGAUACGGACUUACCGGAAGACAACAGGUGUGUCCGAUUCGUCAACUGUCGGACGGGCAGCGUUGCCGCGUCGUGUUUGCCUGGCUGGCCUGGCAGGUGCCGCACCUGCUGCUGCUCGACGAACCUACCAAUCACUUGGACAUGGAAACCAUCGACUCGCUGGCCGACGCGAUCAACGACUUCGACGGCGGUCUGGUGCUGGUCAGCCACGACUUCAGGCUCAUCAACCAGGUCGCAGAUACCAUUUGGGUAUGUGAGAACGGAACUUGUACCAAAUGGCAAGGCGGUAUUCUGGACUAUAAGCAGCACUUGAAAACCAAAGUUCUAAAGGAUGUCGCAAAACGAAAAUAAUUGUAGUAUUUUUUUUGUAUAGUAAAUUAAUUUUAUUAGUAUAAAGCCUUGUAUUUGUGCCGUUCUAGCCAUAUACAGUUUUAAACUACUAAUUAUUUAUUUUCUAUAAUGUUGCUUGUAAUUCUUGGAAUUUUUUAAAAAUCACUAGCUAAUUGUUUUGGCCCAUGUAAACUGUUUAUAUACAAGUGCACAUUCUUAAUAUCAGGUAUUUUAAUUAAUUAACAAAUUUUUUAUUUAAGAAAUUAUAAUAUUAUACAUAAUUAAUUUCGUUUUUUUGGGGGUUAAUUUUGUGAUAAAACUCAGUAAUAAACCAAUCUAUUACAA